CGGGAAGGUAAAUCCCUCCACUUGCCACAAUGUGGCAAGCACACCGACAGCUAGCUGCUGUCAGCAGAAGUUGAGCUUGCUGCUGCAGUGAGUAAUACUUCACAAAACGGGGACCAAGACACGUGUGUUCAUUUUUUCUUUGGAGAGGGGAGUUUCUUGUAGCAUUAAAAACAUUGUAUGUAAUAGGAAGUAUAACUUUGUUUUCCCAUAUCAACCAUGUUGUGAUGCUGGUGUUGUCCUUGUGAUGACCAUUAGUGGGAGGCUGGGCAGGGAUGUGAAAUACAUUUAUAACCUGAGUGUAAUUUGCUCUGUUUAUAAGCGAGCAUCAGUUCUUGCACACAAGUGGUCAAACAGCAAGCAGGGCAGACACUCCUUAGGAACCUCAUCUCUGUGCUAAGGCUCUGGUUUCCAGGAAGCAAUUUUUCCCCUUAAGAAUUAUUUAAUCAGAGAAAAAUCUUCUGGUACUCACAACUGCUGCUAUAUAGAACUUGGCAUUGCAAAGAAAGUAACAACAACAUGGCACGGCUGCCAGAGGCUGAACACUCUCUGAAGCAAUAGGAGAGCAGAUGUGUAGAAGAUUGUACAUAGCAGUGCCACUGGCUGUGCACAAUAACUUUCAAAGUUCUAACCCCUGACACAUAAUCAGGUACAAAAGGCAUUUGUUAUAGCCAUUUUAUCCUAAUGCUGAAGGUAUUAUUCACUGAAUGCAUUUCUCAUUUACUUCCCAUGUUCAGACAAUGUGUUCUAGACAGUGUGCAAGUUCUGCUAUUGCAAGUCAUUUCUACCUGGCUGUAGAAAGAAACAGGAUUGCUACAAUAAAAAAAAAAAAAAAGAAGAAAAAAGAAAAAGUAUUGCCAAUGCUCCACUUACAAGAAGGGGGUGGAGGGAAACGCAAAGGCAAAAGCAAAAAGUGGAAGGAAAUCUUGAAAUUCCCUCACAUUAGCCAGUGUGAAGAUCUCCGAAGAACAAUAGAGAGAGAUUACUGCAGCAUAUGUGAAAAGCAGCCGAUCGGAAGGCUUCUCUUUCGGCAGUUCUGUGAAACUCGACCUGAGCUCGAGUGCUGCAUUAGGUUCCUUGACUCAGUGGCAGAAUAUGAAAUUGCUCCAGAUGAAAAGCUGGGAGAGAAAGGAAAGGAAAUCAUGAUGAAAUACCUCACCCCGGAGUCUCCAGCCUGCGUUCCCGAAGUCAGUCAAGAUCUUAUCCAACAAACAGAGGAGAAACUCGAAAACAGCCCCUGCAAAGAGCUAUUUUCUCACUGUACAAAAUCUGUCCUUGACCACCUCAGUGGGGAACCAUUCCAAGAAUACCUAAACAGCAUGUACUUCGACCGGUUUCUCCAGUGGAAGUGGUUGGAAAGGCAACCAGUAACAAAAAACACGUUUCGGCAGUACAGGGUAUUAGGGAAAGGCGGCUUUGGGGAGGUCUGCGCUUGCCAAGUCCGAGCGACAGGGAAGAUGUACGCCUGCAAGAGAUUAGAGAAGAAGAGAAUAAAAAAGAGGAAAGGCGAAUCCAUGGCACUAAAUGAAAAGCAGAUUUUAGAAAAAGUCAAUAGUCAGUUUGUAGUCAAUUUAGCUUAUGCCUAUGAAACAAAGGAUGCACUGUGUUUAGUUUUGACCAUAAUGAAUGGAGGUGACCUGAAGUUUCAUAUCUACAACAUGGGAAAUCCAGGCUUUGAGGAGGAAAGAGCUUUGUUUUAUGCAGCAGAGAUUCUUUGUGGCUUAGAAGACCUACAUAGAGAAAAUACUGUGUACAGAGAUUUGAAGCCAGAAAAUAUACUGCUAGAUGAUUAUGGCCAUAUUAGAAUAUCUGAUUUGGGUCUAGCUGUUAAAAUCCCUGAGGGUGAAUCAAUACGUGGAAGAGUGGGAACAGUAGGGUAUAUGGCUCCAGAAGUGUUGAACAAUCAGAGAUACACACUCAGCCCUGACUACUGGGGGCUAGGCUGUCUCAUUUAUGAAAUGAUUGCUGGGCAAUCACCAUUUCGUGGAAGGAAAGAGAAGGUGAAGAGGGAAGAAGUGGACAGAAGAGUGCUGGAGACAGAAGAGGUGUACUCCCAUAAGUUUUCUGAGGAGGCCAAGUCCAUCUGUAAAAUGCUCCUCACCAAAGAUGUGAAGCAGCGGCUAGGAUGUCAAGGGGAAGGUGCAGCAGAAGUGAAGAGGCACCCCUUUUUCAAGAGCAUGAAUUUCAAGCGGUUAGAAGCGGGAAUGCUGGAUCCUCCCUUUGUCCCUGACCCCAGAGCUGUAUACUGCAAGGAUGUGUUGGACAUUGAGCAAUUCUCCACAGUGAAAGGAGUUAACCUGGACCAAACAGAUGAUGAUUUCUAUUCCAAGUUUUCCACAGGAUCAGUGUCUAUUCCAUGGCAAAAUGAGAUGAUAGAAACAGAGUGUUUCAAAGAACUGAAUGUAUUUGGACCAAAUGGUACUAUUUCACCAGACCUAAACAAAAGCUACCCCCCAGAGCCACCCAAGAAAGGAUUGCUACAGAGAAUAUUUAAAAGACAGCAUCAGAACAAUUCAAAGAGUUCUCCAAAUUCAAAGACCAGUUUAAAUCACCACAUAAAUUCAAAUCACGUAAGUUCAAACUCCACUGGAAGCAGCUAGUUCCAACUCAGUUUUAUGAAACAACAUGUUGCAUCCUUCCACUAUAAUCUAUGGAGCUUCUACGGAUGAGAGAGCCUCCACCGUUGAGUGAAAAAAAAAAAAAAAUGAUCUCCCAAAAAUGGAGAUUUUCUAUCCAUUCCUUCCAGUGGAGCCUCGCAUUUUAAGAAGAAUUUUCCACUCAGGUCUGUUUUUGGAGGUGGCACUCAAGACUGUGUGAAUCAAAUUUGUCUAUUUAGAACAUUGCAAUAGAAAUUCAAUGAACAUGACUACUUGCACGUAUUUAAAUAGCAUCAUUCUAGAACUGAAUUUUGUCUUUAUUAUUUUUAAAGAAAAGUUUUGUAAAUUUCUCUAUUGUCUCAGUUUACAUUUUGUACAUUUGUAUUUAAAUGAAAGUCAGACUUUGGAGGUGUAUAUUUUCCAAGCAGCAGCUGUAAAGCCAUGUGUUUUAAGACAUUUUUUUAAAAGAAAAAAAAAUGUGACUCAAGA
This is a messenger RNA of Tyto alba (common barn owl), 3083 nucleotides long. RefSeq names its product G protein-coupled receptor kinase 5 (gene GRK5). The transcript is spliced from 16 exons. Gene Ontology annotation, biological process: protein phosphorylation; signal transduction; regulation of signal transduction. Gene Ontology annotation, molecular function: G protein-coupled receptor kinase activity; ATP binding. Lineage: Eukaryota; Metazoa; Chordata; Aves; Strigiformes; Tytonidae. The coding region runs from base 705 to 2597 and encodes 630 amino acids. Gene Ontology annotation, cellular component: cytoplasm. The record is from RefSeq and is a predicted model, not a curated record.